AUCCGGGGGCCUGGGCUGGGCUCUGGGCUGGCCGCGCGCCGGUGAGUCAGGCCGGGUUUUCCCUCCGCCUUUAGGGCAGGCGAGCGAGCGCCGCCGAGCGCGUCCCUCCCUCGCCAAUCCGGCUCCAGCGCCCGGCCGCCCGCGUUUUCCCGGCGCUUACCGCACGGCCGCUCCGGCCCCGCUCGCAGUCUCGGCCGGAGCCGGCGCCUUGGAGGGAGGGUUCGAAUCCGCGCGAGGGAACUGCAGUGCGCGAGGGGUGCGGAGCGGCGCCAGCAUGGAGAAGCGGCUGCCUGUGCCCUGUUGAAACUUCAUGGCCACAGCCCCAGGUCCUGCUGGCAUUGCCAUGGGCAGCGUGGGCAGCCUAUUGGAACGGCAGGACUUCUCCCCUGAAGAGCUACGGGCGGCACUCGCAGGGUCCCGCAGCUCCCGCCAGCCUGAUGGGCUCCUUCGGAAGGGCUUGGGCCAGCGUGAGCUCCUCAGCUACCUGCACCUCCCCAAGAAGGACAGCAAGACCACCAAGCGAGCCCCUCGGAAUGAGCCUGCCGACUAUGCCACCCUCUACUACCGGGAACAUCCUCGAGCCGGUGACUUCAGCAAGACGUCGCUGCCUGAGCGGGGUCGCUUCGAUAAGUGCCGCAUUCGCCCAUCGGUAUUCAAGCCUGUGGCGGGCACCGGGAAAGGCUUCCUGUCCAUGCAGAGCCUGGCAGCCCACAAGGGCCAGAAGCUGUGGCGCAGCAAUGGCAGCCUGCACACGCUGGCCUGCCACCCGCCCCUGAGCCCGGGGCCCCGGGCCAGCCAGGCACAGGCUCGUGCCCAGCUGCUGCACGCCCUCAGCCUGGACGAGGGCGGCCCUGAGCCUGAGCCCAGCCUGUCCGACUCCUCCAGUGGGGGCAGCUUUGGCCGCAGUCCUGGCACCGGCCCUGGCCCCUUCAGCUCCUCCCUGGGCCACAUUAACCACCUUGGGGGCUCCCUGGACCGGGCCUCGCGGGGCCCCAAGGAGGCUGGGCCGCUGGCUAUGCUGAGCUGUCUGCCUGAGCCACCGCCCCCCUACGAGUUCUCCUGCCCCACUGCCGAGGAGGUGGGAGCCAUGCUGCCGGAUACCUGUGAGGAGCUCAAGAGGGGCCUCGAUGACGAGGAUGGCGCCAACCCCUUCACACAGGUACUGGAGGAGCGCCAGCGGCUGUGGCUGUCUGAGCUGAAGCGCCUGUACAUAGAGCGGCUGCAUGAGGUGGCCCAGAAGGCUGAGCGCAGCGAGCGCAACCUCCAGCUGCAGCUGUUUAUGGCCCAGCAGGAGCAGCGGCGCCUGCGGAAGGAGCUGCAGGCGCAGCAGGGCCUGGCCCCCGAGCCCCGGCCCCCAGGCACCCUCCCAGAGGCUGACCCCAGCGCCCGACCAGAGGAGGAAGCCCGAUGGGAGGUGUGCCAGAAGACAGCAGAGAUUAGCCUUCUGAAGCAGCAGCUCCGGGAGGCCCAGGCCGAGCUGGCGCAGAAGCUGGCUGAGAUCUUCAGUCUGAAGACACAGCUUCGGGGCAGCCGGGCACAAGCUCAGGCCCAGGACGCAGAGCUGGCCCGGCUACGCGAGACCGUGCGGAGCCUGCAGGAGCAGGCCCCCCGGGAGGAAGCCCCAGGCAGCUGUGAGACCGAUGACUGCAAGAGCAGGGGGCUGCUAGGGGAGGCAGGAGGCAGCGAGCCCGCAGAUGGCACUGAGCAGCUGCGGGCUGAGCUGCUGCAAGAGCGACUCCGGAGCCAGGAGCAGACUCUACGCUUCGAGCGGGAGCGGCGGACGUGGCAGGAGGAGAAGGAGCGGGUGCUGCGCUACCAGCGGGAGAUCCAGGGGGGCUACCUGGACAUGUACCGCCGCAACCAGGCGCUGGAACAGGAACUGCGGGUGCUGCGGGAGCCCCCCACACCCUGGAGUCCUCGGCUUGAGUCCUCCAAGAUCUGAGGCCAGUGGAGUGAGCUGGCAGCAGAAGCACUGUCAGAAGAUGGCUUGGGCAAGCCCUCCCUGAGAUGGCCGCCUCUUUCCUUACAUUGGUCUGGGGCAGAAUCUGCUGAGGCCAGCCAGGGCUGGGGGGGCCCGCUGAGAGGAAGGAUCCAGUGGGCUGUGGGCUGGAGAGGGUGCCAGCAGCAGGAGCCAGGGCAAGGCGCUCCUAGUAGAGGAGCACCCGGGCAGGGCCCAGCCUUGCUUCCUGUAGUAGGUGUGGCCCAGAGAAGGAGGUUGGAGAAUGAAGAGCCCCAUGAUGCAGAAGGGCAGGCAUGAGGGAGGCUGGGCUGGGAACAUUGGCCUCCCUGGAAUAAAACCAUGUUUUCUACGAGGAGGCCCCAGGUGACCUGUGGGGCCUGUCUCUGGGCUGAGUCUAGAGGAUCGUGGAUGGUUGGGGUGUGACAUGGGCUGUAGCUCCUCCUGUGGUCACGGUCAGUGGGAGGGUGUGCCCCGUGCCUGUGUGCGCAGCUGCUGGGCAUGUGGUCGGUGAGGGGAGGAAUCUCCUUGCCUAGUGCCACACAGUUCCUUAGCUGCGGUGGGGGCUGCAAUUCCUUCAGCAUCAGUGGGAUUUUUCAGAAGGAACAAUGCCAGGGAACCUAGGAAAACAAACAGGCAAGUCACCCAAGGCAU
Messenger RNA from Ceratotherium simum simum (southern white rhinoceros), 2611 nucleotides. It is a transcript of the gene N4BP3, whose product is annotated as NEDD4 binding protein 3. Lineage: Eukaryota; Metazoa; Chordata; Mammalia; Perissodactyla; Rhinocerotidae. The record is from RefSeq and is a predicted model, not a curated record. Gene Ontology annotation, cellular component: cytoplasmic vesicle.